ACCUAACACAGGGGAAAAGUCGAUUGGACAAAAACCACAGUGCUAUGACAGUAAAUGCGAGAGGGGAGAGGUGAGAGCAGCGUCGUAUAUAUAGGCAUACAGUAAAGGCUAACUGGCCAGGUAAGGAACACGAGAAGGAAGCGGCUGGCUGCGGGAAAAUUUGAUCCGCGGACAGGCUGGAAACUCAAGUAUCCAUCGGCAUAUCCGCCCGGCCUAUAUAAGACCGAGCCAGCUGUGAGAGGUAACCACAAAGCCUCACCUGCUGCAACUUUGGACCUGGACGGAGAGGAAACCGAGCCAACAGCGGACCAACAUGUCACUCACCUCCAUCCUUUCAGCUGAGGCCAUUGAAAAUGCUGUCAAGGACUGUCAAGCUCCUGAUACAUUCUGCUACAAAAAGUUCUUCCAACUGUGUGGCCUGUCCUCAAAGACGCCCAAGGAAGUCAAAGAUGUCUUCCAGAUCCUUGAUGAGGACAACAGCGGCUACAUUGAGGAGUCCGAACUCAAGUACUUCCUGCAGCGGUUUGUCCCUGGGGCGCGAACACUGACCGAGGCAGAAACCAAGAGCUUCAUCUCAGCAGCUGAUGAUGACAGUGAUGGCAGAAUUGGAGCAGAGGAAUUCCAGACUAUGGUCCUGUCCUGAGCUUCAGGGAUGAAAAGAGCUCAGGUCUUCAGGUCUUCAGUCCCCUCCCCAUCUGUGGACUUUUCUGUCCCCAGCUUCCAUUCCCUGUGAUUUCUUUUGUUUUCUACUGAAUUCUGUGUGUGGCUAAUUGUUUUUAAAUGACCUUUUGUCCAUUUAAAGACAGCAUAUCUUUAAUUUGUCUUUUCGCCGUGUUGGUCCAUGUUUUCUUUUCUGUACAUGCCUCUGACAAUCAAUGAAAUGAAUAAACAUGUGGAAAAUAGA
This is a messenger RNA of Scatophagus argus, 904 nucleotides long. It is a transcript of the gene pvalb9, whose product is annotated as parvalbumin 9. The transcript has 5 exons. The record is from RefSeq and is a predicted model, not a curated record. Gene Ontology annotation, molecular function: calcium ion binding. NCBI's taxonomy places the organism in Eukaryota, Metazoa, Chordata, Actinopteri, Scatophagidae. Gene Ontology annotation, cellular component: nucleus; cytoplasm. Bases 314 to 643 code for a protein of 109 amino acids.